AUGUGCACAAAUUGUUCCGGAAAUCAUCCAGCAUAUGAUAAGCUUUGUCCAAAAUACCAACAAUCUAAAGAGAUUUUAAAAAUUCAAGUUGAAAAUAAAUGUACAAUGAAAGAAGCAAUUACACUGUACAAAAACCAAAUUCCUUCAAUUAUUGGUGGCCCCUCUUUCGCUUCUGUUACACAAAAUUUUAACACACUUAAUCAACAACAACAAAAUGACUCAUCACAAUCUCUAAACAAUUCAAAAACAAAUAAUUUACCUCCAACUGAACCGCAACAACUAAAUCCUAAUUUACCAAAUAAUACCUCUCAACAAAACAUAGAACAAAACAUAAAUCAUAAUAAUCCUCUCAGUAAUAUUCUCACCCAAUUAAUUUCCAACCAACAACAUACAGGCAACACAACCACUUGCUUCACCCACGAAAAUAUUUAUCAACAAUUCAAUGCAUUCACAGCAAACAACACAAUCAACAACGAUAACCUGCUUUCUCCUGUUGAUCCUCUACCAGCUCUCCCAAUUGAGCAACAAGAUGUUAAUAUGGAAUCAAAAACAAAUACAGAAUUACCUCCCUAA
Molecule: messenger RNA, 573 nt
Organism: Anastrepha obliqua
Lineage: Eukaryota; Metazoa; Arthropoda; Insecta; Diptera; Tephritidae
Product: myb-like protein D
Exons: 1
Coding region: 1-573 (190 amino acids)
Source: RefSeq, a predicted model, not a curated record